Molecule: messenger RNA, 8003 nt
Organism: Elgaria multicarinata webbii
Lineage: Eukaryota; Metazoa; Chordata; Lepidosauria; Squamata; Anguidae
Gene: CDC42EP1
Product: CDC42 effector protein 1
Exons: 3
Coding region: 937-2232 (431 amino acids)
Biological process (GO): positive regulation of actin filament polymerization; regulation of cell shape; positive regulation of pseudopodium assembly
Cellular component (GO): cytoplasm; membrane
Molecular function (GO): small GTPase binding
Source: RefSeq, a predicted model, not a curated record
UUCAUGCCCGCGCCGAAGGGACAGCGACUGGAAAGAGAACGGUUGGAGGGUCUAACGUCAUUGGCAUCCCUCCCCUUCCCCACACGCAAGAAGCCCCCCAGGCUGUGGGGGUCAAAAGGACCCUAGGAGGAAGGCCCGUCUCCCCUGGAGGUAGUUUUGCCAGCAACUCUUCUUGGGGGAGCGGAAAAAAGAAAAGAAAAGCAAGCUUCUUAGAAAGACCAGAAAGGUGAUCCUUCCCCCACCCCCACCCCCCCGCCUCGUUCUUCAAGAAAAGAACACCUUAUGGCAGGAAUCCAGGAUCAAGACAUCUGACCUGAGUCUCCCACCCUGGGUCUUGCGCCCCCCCCCCCCAUCUGUUAGCCUGCUCUCACAUAAGUGAGAGGUGGAAUGAGAGAGGGUGGGGUGAAGAAGAGAGAGAGAGAGAGACGGCGGAAGAAGAGCCAGCGGGAUUAACAUUAAUCCUCCAGCUUUGCUCACUUCCAGCCAGACAAGAGCAGCCACCGGUCUAAGAACAGACUCCUUGGACACUGCUUCACCCCCUGCCCAAGGAGGGGAACCAAGAAUCCCAUCGACACUCAUCCCCUCUCUGCAUUCCUGAAGGCUCAGACCUGCACAAAACCAAUUGCCUGGGUGUCUUCAUGAAAGCUGCAACGGGGCACUACCGAAGGGGAGCAGGGGGACGGGUGGAGGUUAGAUACCCCCUCCCUGCAGGAAACCCAGAAGUUCCUUGGCAGCUUGGUCUUGAUUCGUUAAGUAGCCCAGCAAGAAAGAGGGCACAAGGGAGAAAGCAAAGCAAACGCGAUGGGGGAUCCUGGAGUGUGACCAAUCAGUGAGACAAACAGAGUCACAGAUAUACACCUCCAGAGUGGAGCCCACCUCUUCCAAAGGAGCCAUCCCUGAAUUUCCAAGACAGGGUUCCACUCAGCAGGCUAGGAGAUGAGUCUUGGAAAGCUACCAGUGAUUGGUUGGGUGUCCAGCUCCCACAGCAAGCGCCGCCUCAAAACAGAGCUGACGCCGGACAUGAUCAGCCCGCCUCUGGGGGACUUUCGCCACACCAUGCACGUGGGGCGUGGCGGCGAUGCCUUUGGGGACACCUCCUUCCUCAGGAACUAUGGUGGAGAGGAAGCCAAGCCGGACAACUUCUUUCUUCGGACACUGCGACAUGUGAGGAGGAGCCCGCUAAGGAACCGAGGCAACCGGAGCAAGGAGGAGGCCUCACCGCUGCCUCCGGCCAUCUCGCCCAUCAUCAAGAACGCAGUGUCUCUGCCCCAGCUCAACGAGGCCGGCUACGGGAGAGAUGGUUUAGGCGUCACAUUUGCCUUCAAGAGCACCCCCAACAGCUUCUCUGACUACGGAUUGGAGUCUGGAUUCUGCACCAUCCCCCGCAUUCCUCGCUCGGAGAAGACUCAGGAAAGCUCCCAGCUUGCCGAAUCGGCCCUGAAGCGCUCGGACUCUUUGCUGUCCUUCCGCCUUGACCUUGGCCCCUCCCUGAUGAGCGAACUCCUCCACGUCAUCAGCUUCUCUGGAGAUGGCAGCCACAGCAACAGGGAAGAGGAGGAGCGAGAGGAAAGCCCAACCCCCACCAACAGUGACCCUCAGUCGCCUCUUCACCCAAAGACCACCUGGGCGGAGGACUCUUUACCUCACAGACCAGGGUCUCUUCAGGUAAACCGGGAAGGAAGCAAAGCUGCGGCAAGCUUUUGGGGUCACUCUGAGGCGAGUUUGCCGUUGGGACCCUCGGUGUGUACCAAUGGAGAUUCUCGGUCCAUAGACUUGUCUCAGGAAGGGUCGCCAUGUUCGAAGGAAAAGAACUCCAGGGCUGAGAUGGGGGCGGUGCCAAAGGAGACCCAGUGGCAAGGGCGCCAGAAUGACUGCAACAUGGAAGCGCGGGAAUUCAACCGAGCAGCCCAGGUUUUAGCUUGCCAUUAUGGCGCGAGAGGUCUGGACCGCCGCCUGCCACAGCAAGAAGAGUCAAGGAGUCAAGCCUGCUGGGAAAGCCUUGAUGCCAGCACGUGGCGCUUGAAAGUAGGGGUGGCAGAGCUGCAGCAGGAACACGAGGCUGGGUGGCACCAAAGAGUGGAGGAAGAAGAGGAGGAGGAGGAAGAAGAGCAGGAGGAGGAAGAAGAGGAGGAGGAGGAGUUCUACAGAAAUGGGGCAACCAUUGCUAGAGAAGGGCACAGUGAUUCCUUUGAAUAUGUUGAUGAGGAAGAGGAAGACGAAGUUAAGGUUUGAAUAGCCCGUCACAUUCCUAGAAGACGCCAGCAUUUAAGGGAACAGCGCAGCUUGCCCGCUGACAGUCUGAUGGGUGUGUGGACUCGCCGAGUCAGCCUUCUUUGGAGAUGGUAGGCAGGGGAAGGAGGGAGCUCAUUUCUCUGCCUUGCUCUCCCCCCCUUCUCAAUUUGGGAGUAUAAAGAAAGGGACGGAAGAAAAGCAGAACCACACCGAGCAGGCGUCCAGCUCUUGUUGCUCUGCAUUGCAGCAACUAUUUAAAGGCAUCAAGACGUUCACAUCUUCCUUCCCCCGCAUUUUGCCAUGACCCCUCCAGAAAGAAAUGAUCCCUGAGAAAAGCCAGCGAGAACCUCCACAGUUCUGCCAAACAAAUAUAGGAAAGAAAGUAUUACAACAAGAGCAAAAGGAGCAAACCUGAGGUCUAGGAAGAACUCACAACGUGAGGUUUGCUUCAGCCUCAAUGAAACAUUGUCCACCAGCUAUCAGGAGAUACUUCUGCCUUCUGCUUGAGGUAAAGACCAACGGGGCUGUUCUAUCAGUCAGAUAUACUGACACCAAAGCAUCCAAGAUGUCCCCUUGCCCCUGCUUACAAGGAACACAAGACUUCGAUUGGAUCUGAAACCAACUCUUUGGUGCUCCAUCCAUUUCUUCAUUUAUUGAAUCCUGGGUUAGACCAGGUCCAUCUAUCCUUCAUUUUGCAUUCUAGUGAGGAAAUGUAAUCCCGGUCUUCUACAAGGCAUCACCCUGAGUGCAUUCCAGGGGAGCCUACCUAUGGUGUUGGUUUUCAUCCUGUUUCCAGAGGGUUCACAUGAAUUCAUGGUCCUCCCUCUUGUUUUGCAAAGGUGUAGGGAAUAGGAAUUCAGAUCAUUGAAAUGGGAGGCAGAGGGAGAACUCUUUCCACCGCGCUGUCUGGACUUCCUAGUGCAGGCGUAGGUACCUGAUUUUCUCAUUUGGUUCCCAGCACUCAUAGCCCGCCCAGUGCCACCCUGGUAGCUCACCCACAGGUUGCAUGUACUGGGAGAAAAUGAGUGGAAAAUACUUCUUAAGGCAAAGCCUGAUAUAGCCCGUGGACCUGUCUUUCAUGCAUACCUUGUCCUAAAGUAUAUGUGGGCAAACUGUGGCCCUCAGGAGCAAUACAGGUGUCCAAACUGCUCAGCUGAAUGGCAGGUGGUGUGGAGCACAAUGAAAAUGAAGGGGGGGGAAGGUGCAUGGAAAUGACUCCCCACAUGUGCCACCCUCCCCCAGUCAUAAUCACACUACACCCAGCCCUCCACUCAGCUGAAUGAUGUAAAUGGAGGAGGGCAAGAUGUGGAGAAAGACAUCCCCACUGGCCGUCCUCCCUAUUGAAAUUGCACCUCUCCCUCCUCCGCCCCCACUGCUCAACUGAUUGGUGUUGGGAAAAGCUGUUUUCCAGUGCCGAUCAGCUGGGCAGCGGGGAGGCGCAAUGAGAUGUCAGCAUGCAGGGAACGAAGGUUUAGAUCUCCCUAUCCCUGCAUGCUGAGGGCCAAAACAGAAAUUGCUUUAAAUCCAUAUUGAGCAGCUGCGUCCUUCUUUCAUUCUUACUCUAAGAGUAGGCAUAGGGGCCCCCAAUCCAUAUCGCAAAAGCUCCCUAACCCUCCUCACACCAACUAGGGUCCCAGUCCAGAUCUCACAUACCCCAUGCCUACUCUGUUGUAUAGUCUUUGAGGGACACUGCAUUCCCUCAGGUUUCAUGGGGGGGGGGGCUUCAUUUGAAAAUGCCUCCAUGCAAAAUUUCGUACAAGAGCAACAAUUUACCACCCCAGAAAGAGAAGACUAAGGCCUAAUCUACACCUGCCAUUUAUCUCAAGAUAGUAUCAAGGUCGUCCCUGACAUUCAGAAUUGGGCAAAAGGAGGGAUACAACUAAAUAUAAUAAUAAUAAUUCACCUACUCCCACAGUGAUCCAGGGAUGACCACUCCAUUUUCCCGAGAUAUCAGUGCCUGCUUUUCCCCAUUUUUCCCCUCUCUCGGGACAAUCCUGAGGUCCACGAGCAGUGUGCCCCCUCCUCCCGAGGUCGUAGCUGUUCUUUGCGAGUAGUGGGGCAAGCCCAUGGGUAUUGGGGGGGUGAGGGGAAGACCAUUUUUGCCACAUUUCGGAGGGGUCUCGGCGUCUUCCAGUGCCGAGUGUUUGUUUUUAAAUCACAGCUUCAUGCAGGAGCGUACCUCUGCUCUUGUGCAAGCAUCUGGAGUAGUAAAAAGAAAAAGAAAACUUCACCCGGGACGGCACUCCUUUAAUUCUGGGAGAAAGCUGCUGAUGUCUGGCCCUGAGGGACGAUCUCGGAAGCUGCAAACCCCACGAUCAUCCCUCCCCACUCCCCAAAGGGCUGUCCAUUAGGCCUCUGUCAAGCCUUUUCUUAGAGGUGGUAAAUUACUUUCAUAGCAAUUUUUGGUAGCGAUGCUUUCAAAGACACACCUCAUCUGAAACAUGAAGUGGAUCAAUCUGAAUCACCUCAUUAUGCACAUUUUGAAGGGUCCCUCAGACAGAAAGGAUGGGGGGCAGGAAGAGUGUUUUGUUUUUUAAAACAAAAAAAAAAUCACAGUGACAACAUGAGAAUCACGCUCCUAGUCCAGCUACCCCCCCUUCCGCCACACACACACAUAUUUUGGGAGAUACUCAUACACAGCCCUCUUCCAACCCCUACCCGCCUGUCUGCAUUUUUCCAUGGUCAAAUCACUCUGCUCUCAAGGAACUAUUUAGAUGAGAAACAAAAGGGAUGAGGUGGUUGCCAGACAGCAAAUUCUUGAUAUGCAGAGGACGUACCAGCCAUGAGAAAGAAAUCAUGCCACAGCAUCUAAUAUGGAUGCCAAUUGGGAUCAAGAUGGAUUUGAGUCAUCCAUAGAAAUUAAGCUUAAAAGGCCUAGAAAUAUGUAUUUUGUCCCUUCUUCGUGACCUGGGUUCUACAAAAUGGUUCCCAAUGGUUUGUUCACUUGGGUUAUGUGUAUAGCUUUGAAGAACAAAGCAAAACUCCAUUCAGAACGGGGUCUUGCAGCCCUUCUAAACCAACUGUUUCUAUUCAGUGGGGCAGGGAUAAGACAAAGGAGUCUCCUAAAUCCCAUAAUAUAUACCAGGAGUGGGCAGACUUCAGGCUUGUGGGAUCUAUUUUCUUUUCUACUAGAAUGCGUGAGGGCGCAGACUUAUGCAUGAGUAGACGGGAAAAUGUCCUACAAAAAUGUCCCUUAGUCUACCAAUCAGAGCUAGGCACAAACAGCAUCAUCAGACAAGGGUUUUAUAGCACACUCGCUACUGGCCAUGCACAGAUUUUCAUGGGUCCUUUUAAGAUGCCAUCCGCCUCCCACACGUCUCCCUCUCUUUUUGCUCAUUUUUCUGUCACAAAAAAAGACUCGGAAAAUCUGAUUUUGGGGUGUGUAAUGAAACUGUGUACAGGAGAAGCAGUGCGAUAAAAAUGCCCACUGGGCCACAUGGUCGUUGCUUGCUUCCUCUUUCUUCCCCAUGUGAAGAAAGAAGGGGCUGUUUGUGCCCACUGUGGGACAGAAGCAGGAGGCAAAGUGACGGUAGGGAAAGGUGAUUUCCCCCACCCCCACCGUCUGCUGAUGCUCAAAAUGGUGGUUUAUGUUCCUUAUGUUAUUCCAUAGCCUCCCUCACCAAGGAUUUACACAUAUAGUGUGAACAUCUGUGGAAGGAAGGCCUACUCACCUACAGCUGUACAUGAAUACGCCUCCCUUCUGCAGGCAUUUAUGCUACAUGUGCAAAAACUUGGGGGUGGGGGGAAGGCCCUAUAGAAUGUGUGCAGUGUUGAAGGUGGGGCUUUAUACAGCCUGGCCCUGCUCAAGCGUAGAGGGUAAGUCUUCCUUAAAUGCUCAAAUAGAGCUUGAGAUGUAUACAAAUCUAUAUGUGAGUUAACAGCGAUCAGGGAUUCGAAUACAACACUCUAAAAUUCAGCAGAGCUGAACAAAAGCAGCCAAAGAGCAAUCUGGUCAAUUAGUAGUUCUAUUUUACAGAGGAGGAACACUGAGGGUGAGAGAUUAGCACAAGGCUGGCCAUUGCAGAGGGUUCAUUCCCUCUCUCUUGCUCUAGUUAAAGUAUUGGGGCUCAGAAACCCUUAGAGCUCUGCAGCAAAUCACCCAGGGACCUACCAAUCCAGUCUAUCUUCUGCCUGUCCCUGAUAUGUACACCUCCAGAAGCUCCUUUCUCUGCAAUUCUGUCCAGCAAGGUGCAAUACAUGACAACUGCUUGUCUGUUUACUGCCAGCUAUGUUCAAGAACAUGAAUGGGUAAAGAGCACACCAUUUUCCUAAAGGCUUAGGAAGCCUGGGUGCGGGGGAGCGGAUCCUUGCAUAACCUCCCCUCUCCUUCCUGAUGUCUCUGCUCAGCGUGGAGUAUUGGGUCGCAGUGCUCAAGUGUCCCCGCAUUGGCCACACAGUUUCUCUGGAAUAAGCCGGUUCUCCCUGAUACUCAAACAGAGAGGGUUUUUGUGGCCAGGCAGAGAUGGCUGGGAGAUGAGGUCACAGAGUUGUCCCUCACAGCACUCCGAUUGUUUGCAAGCUGGCAGUGGCUGGAAGAAGCCCAUUCCGGCAAUCGCUAGCAGUGAGACCUACGUGGCAGGAUUGGGAAGGGGGAAGUAGCAGGAGGACUACAAUAAACAAGCACUGUGGGGGAAGGCCUAGCCGACGGCUGUUCCUGCACUGUCAGUUAUAACUUGCUGACCUCAACCCACAGCCUGAGCAAUAUAAAGAGCUACAAACCCACUGCCUUUAAGUGACACAUCUGGGGAGAUUCAGCACUCCUUCGGGCCCCACGGCUGGUCAUCCUGAUUGCUAGGGCUGGAUCCUAGGAAAUGUGGGGUUAAGGGCCAAACUAGAUGAGUCAUUUAAAUGUGUCAAGAGGAGGCUCGCUGCCUCGUACCGAGUCAGACCAGCAGUCCAUUUAGCUCAGGGCUGGCUACUGAGGGUGUCCAGGUAUUCAGGCAGGAUACUUUCCCAGUCUUAUGUGGAGAGAUGCUGGGGGUUGAAGUUGGGUUGUUUUGCGUGCAAAGCAGGUAUUCUACCCCUCUUGGCACCAGUGGGAACUUUCCUCCCAAUAAAAAAAACAGAGGUUUGGUGGAGCAUUUUUUAUCAGGCCAUCAGCAGGGGAAGGCAGGGUUAAAUUCCCACUCCCCACCAGCUGCAAUCCCAGUUUAAAAACUACAACAACAACACAUGGCUAGUUGCACUUCUUUAAAGGUCCAGGUUAAACUCAAAAGCACAUUUAACACCAUGUCUGGGGGCUUGUCUUGAAGAGGGGAAAGCCCCAGGAUGCAUCUGCAGUGGCGCUAGGACAUUUAUAUGACACAGCCACCACCAUCGAGCUGUCUCAGGAGGAGGGGAAAAAACAGCAGGGAGAAGAACGGGGUGCAUGGGGCGGCAGCGGCCCCUCCUUCUCCCGGUGAGGUUUGAAAACCCACAUUUGUGCUCCUUGCCAUGGGGAUAACGCAAAGGAGCACAAAUGUGUGGGUUCGAGGGCUUGCGGCACCAAUGCACUGCCAUCAAGACAUGGCCUGGUUUGGCCUUAAAGGCAACAGGGAUUGAUAGCUCUGUGAAAAAACAGAUACUGUAGGAUUCAGAGUUUUCCCAUCAUUUUUCUAUAGGUUUAAAAAGUGAGGGGACCCUCUUGACAAACUUGCCUCCCAGAUCCUUCUGGAUUAUCUGAUAUGCUUCAGACCAAAGAUCCCACUCCUCUCUCUCCUAUGUAUGCCUUGCACUUAUUAAUGUUCUCGUUAUUACAUGUUUUUAUACAUAUAUAUCUGUAUCUAUACUGA